AUGGCUCCCACCCCUUCUUCCAAACCAAACCACUCCACCCAGUUGAAAACUCCACACUCCAAGCACCGCCUCAACUUCAAUGGCCUCAAAACAGCAACACCACUAUCACAUCCAUCUCCCAAUCCAAAUUCCGCUGCCAUCAAAGAGGCCCCUCCUGAACACCCAAUUGAAGUCAUUGCCAGAAUCCGUGACUACCCAGAUCGAAAGGACAAGCCUUUAUCGGUUCUUCAGAUCAAUUCCAACUUGAGUUCUAUCCGGGUUCGCGCAGAUUUUGGGUACCGGGACUUCACUCUUGAUGGGGUUUCUGUGUCUGAGGAAGAGGACUUGGAUGCAUUCUAUAAGAAAUUUGUGGAAUCAAGGAUCCAUGGGAUCAAGCUAGGGGAAAAGUGCACCAUCAUGAUGUACGGGCCAACUGGUUCUGGCAAGAGUCACACCAUGUUUGGGUGUUCAAAGCAGGCAGGGAUUGUGUAUAGGUCUUUGAGGGACAUUCUUGGAGAUGUGAAUGCAGAUGGAGAAGGCGAUUCAAAGGGAGAGCAUCUUGGGUUGGGAACUUUUGUUCAAGUCACUGUCUUGGAGAUUUACAAUGAGGAGAUUUAUGAUCUCUUGUCCACCAGUGGAGGAGGAGGGGGAUUUGGAUUUGGGUGGCCUAAAGGCAGUUCUUCAAAGGUGAAGCUCGAAGUGAUGGGGAAAAAGGCUAAGAACGCAACCUAUAUAUCUGGAAAUGAAGCAGGGAAGAUCUCAAAAGAAAUUCAGAAAGUGGAGAAGCGAAGGAUUGUUAAAAGCACACUUUGUAAUGACAGGAGUUCUAGAAGUCACUGCAUGGUAAUCCUUGAUGUCCCAACUGUGGGAGGACGGCUAAUGCUUGUAGACAUGGCAGGAUCAGAAAAUAUUGAACAAGCUGGUCAAACUGGAUUUGAGGCCAAAAUGCAGACAGCAAAAAUCAAUCAAGGAAAUACAGCACUGAAGAGAGUGGUCGAGUCCAUUGCAAAUGGAGAUUCACAUGUGCCUUUUAGGGACAGCAAACUUACCAUGCUUCUGCAGGAUUCCUUUGAAGAUGAUAAGUCAAAAAUUUUAAUGAUACUAUGUGCAAGUCCCGAUCCUAAGGAGAUACACAAGACAAUCACUACACUUGAAUAUGGAGCGAAAGCAAAAUGUAUAGUUCGUGGCCCUCAUACACCCCCAGUCAAGGAUGAUGAAUCUUCCUCUGCAGUCAUUUUGGGGUCAAGAAUUGCUGCAAUGGAUGAAUUUAUCUCGAAGCUACAAAUGGAAAACAAGCAAAGAGAGAAAGAGCGAAAUGAAGCACACAAAAAGCUUUUGAAGAAAGAGGAAGAAAUUGCCUUGUUAAGAACUAAACUCGACAUUACAGAAAAGAAAGGAACUCCUCCAAGUGAGGAGGAGAUUAACUUGAAGGUAAAUGAACGAACCCGGCUUCUGAGACAAGAGUUGGAAAAGAAGUUGGAAGAGUGCCAAAGAAUGACCAACGAGUUUGUUGAACAGGAAAGGAAGAGAAUGGAAGAAAGGAUAUUGCAGCAGCAGGAGGAAGUUGAAUUCCUGAGAAAGAGACUGGAAGAAAUUGAGUUGCAGCUAUGUUCAAGGAAAGGUUGUGGUGAGGAAAAUGAAUCUAAAGAAGUGGAGUCAAGUGGGUUUGUGAGAAGGCUAUUGCGUAUUUACAAAAGUGAGGACGAUCCUGGAAUGGUGAAAUCAAUGGAUUUGGACAUGGAUGAUCAAGAACCCCCUGACCGGGAAGUGAAAAUUGUUGGUGGAGUUUUGUGCAGGAGUGAUUACAAAGUUGUUGAGGACUUUUCAAAUCCACCUUGUCCAAAUACCUUGAAUGGUGUACAAGAAGAUGCUUAUGUUUGUGCACCAAACUUGGGUCAAAGAACAUGCCUUAGUACAGUAUAUGAAGAAGAAGAAGAAGAAGAAGGAGAAGGAGAACAGGGUUAUGAAGAUAAAGGGGAAGAAGAGGAAGUGGAGAAAGAAGUCAUAGAGGAAAAGAGGGUAUGUACUGUUGACAAGCCUAGUGCUGCAGGCUCCUUGGCAAGAAAUUCAGAGAGAGAGGAUUAUUGUUUUAAGGGAAGUUCGGAGGAUGAUGAUAAGGAUUCUAGACUACUUAGAAUUCAAAAUAUAUUCACUCUUUGUGGAAACCAAAGAGAGCUCUCCCAGCAUAUUGGAACCCCAAUACCUACAAAAAAGAGGUCAGAUGAUACUUUUGAUCUCAGGUUUUCUCCUCUGAAGACAAGUGAAAAGGAUCCCCUUUUCAAAAUCUCCAACAAGGAGAACCUGGAACCACAAAAGACUACUUAG
Messenger RNA from Gastrolobium bilobum, 2304 nucleotides. RefSeq names its product kinesin-like protein KIN-10A. The coding region runs from base 1 to 2304 and encodes 767 amino acids. Gene Ontology annotation, cellular component: microtubule; kinesin complex. NCBI's taxonomy places the organism in Eukaryota, Viridiplantae, Streptophyta, Magnoliopsida, Fabales, Fabaceae. Gene Ontology annotation, molecular function: microtubule motor activity; ATP hydrolysis activity; ATP binding. The transcript has 5 exons. The record is from RefSeq and is a predicted model, not a curated record. Gene Ontology annotation, biological process: microtubule-based movement.